ACAUUAGAACGUUACACCUUUCACUUCCGGCGGUUGUUUGGCUGGUUGUUUGAAAUGAGAACCAUGGCUCUAAAUAAAACACACUUGUAAUGCUUAGAUGGCAGGUUUAUUAAAUAUAGAUACACGCUGUGGAGUCAGAAGAGUCCUAUAGGGAGCCACAUGAUUCACUUCAUUCUGGGUUCACCGUAUUAUGUUCAAAAAGAUGACUGAAUUUGGACCAGAUUCCGGGGGGCGAGUUAAGGGAGUAACCAUUGUGAAGCCCAUUGUUUUUGGAAACGUUGCCCGUUACUUUGGGAAGAAGAGAGAGGAGGAUGGACACACACAUCAGUGGUCUGUCUACGUGAAGCCUUACAGAAAUGAGGAUAUGUCUGCUUAUGUGAAGAAGAUCCAGUUCAAGCUCCAUGAGAGCUAUGGUAACCCACUGAGAGUGGUGACGAAGCCUCCAUAUGAGAUUACAGAGACGGGCUGGGGAGAGUUUGAGAUCAUCAUCAAGAUCUUCUUCAUUGACCCCAAUGAGAGACCUGUGACUCUGUACCACCUGUUGAAGCUGUUCCAGUCAGACUCCAGCGCCAUGCCCAAGAAGACAGUCGUCUCUGAAUUCUAUGAUGAAAUGAUCUUCCAGGAUCCUACAGCCAUGAUGCAGCAGCUACUGACCACAUCGAGACAACUCACCCUGGGUGCAUACAAGCACGAGACAGAAUUCGGCGAGCUGGAGCAGAGGACCAAGGAGAAAAUGGAAGCAGCAAAGAAGAGAACCAGCCAGGAGAUCACAGAGCUGAAAGACAAGCUAAAAGCCAGCAGAGAAAACAUCAACCACCUGAAGGCUGAGAUCAGGAAACUGGAGGAGGACGGAGACCACAAGGAGCAUUGAGGAACUGACAAACACACACAUACAAUACAGUGCUGUGACAUUCAAUGAUUACACUUUUCCCCCUUUUAUUUUAUUUUUCCAGACAAAAUCCCACAGUACCCUCAUCUUCCUGAUGAGAUAUCCACAUUUGUGCAAACAGUUUUGAAUGUGAAGCUCCUUUGUUGUUGUUGUUGUUGGAUUUUUUUUUUGUUUUUUUUUUCACUGGUCUUUUGUUUUUUUAUAUAAAGUAAACGGGUUUACAGGAUUGAUUGUAUGUUCUUCUUCUGUUCAAACCUGAUGGAAUACAGUAAUUUAGACAAAUACACUACUACAUGUAUCAACUAAGUAUAACAAGAACAUUUGAAGAAUUUUGAAACAUUUUAAAAUUUGACCAUUUUUGACAAAAUCGACAUACAUGUGAAAUUUUUUUCAAAUUUUAGACAUCUUAAAAUAUGGUGGGGUUUUUUUUGGUUGUUUCUGCAAAAGCCACCAUACUACAUGUAUCAACAUACUAUAAUAUGACCAUAUAAAAAGUGUUGGGCCGUUUGAAAACGUAAUGACUUUUUUCUUGAAAAUUU
Centropristis striata (black sea bass) is the source of this 1428-nucleotide messenger RNA. It is a transcript of the gene yeats4, whose product is annotated as YEATS domain containing 4. The transcript has 7 exons. The coding region runs from base 191 to 871 and encodes 226 amino acids. Lineage: Eukaryota; Metazoa; Chordata; Actinopteri; Perciformes; Serranidae. Gene Ontology annotation, biological process: regulation of DNA-templated transcription. The record is from RefSeq and is a predicted model, not a curated record.